UAAUGGCGGCAAGUAUGUUAUUGAAACAUGCAGCAUUUUGUUCUACAGUUAAGUCUUCUCAACAUGGGAAGUAUCCAAUAUUGUCAAGAAUCUGCAAGCUUCUCUGGCAUGACUGUGGACAUCGCACUGUCUGCUUCUCACAUCAAAAGAUGAUGUUUGACCGGCGGUAUGAUGUGAUUGUUGUUGGUGGAGGACAUGCUGGAACAGAGGCUGCAUGUGCAGCUGCAAGAAUGGGUGCUGAGACUUUAUUACUCACUCACAAAAUUGAAACUAUAGGUGCUAUGUCCUGCAACCCAUCAUUUGGUGGGAUUGGCAAAGGUCAUCUGAUGAAAGAGGUUGAUGCUUUAGAUGGAGUUUGCGCCAGAAUCUGUGAUAAAUCUGGUAUCCAGUAUAAAGUCCUAAAUCGUAAGAAGGGUCCAGCUGUGUGGGGUCCACGAGCUCAGAUUGAUAGAGCCCUCUAUAAGCAGCACAUGCAAGCAGAAGUCUUAAACACUGCUCACCUCACAGUGAUGGCAGCAGAGGUUGAGGACCUCAUUAUGGAAGAAUUCAGUGAUCCCGAAAACCGUCUGAUGAAGCAGAGGUGUCAGGGAGUUGUCUUAGCUGAUGGAACUACUGUUAGUGCAGGUGCGGUUGUUCUGACAACUGGCACAUUUUUGAGAGGAUCGAUUAAUUUUGGAUUAACAACAAGGCCUGCGGGACGUUUAGGGGAUGCACCAGCAAUAGGUCUUGCAAAGACUAUUGAAAAUGCUGGGUUUAGGAUGGGGCGCUUGAAAACAGGUACCCCUCCUAGACUAGAUGGAAGGACCAUUGAUUACUCACGUCUCCUUAAGAAAUCAGGAGAUAACCCACCAGAACCAUUUUCCUUCCUUAAUGAUACUGUAUGGAUAAAGGCGGAAGAUCAGCUUGCAUGUCAUAUGACCCAUACUGGUCCAGAGGUUGAAAAGUUUGUCAUGGAGUCAUUGCACAUGAAUCGUCAUGUAAAGGAAGAGAUACGAGGACCAAGAUACUGCCCUUCUAUUGAGUCGAAGAUCUUGAGGUUCAAAGGAAGAAGACAUCAAGUAUGGUUGGAACCAGAAGGUCUCGACACUCACGUCGUCUAUCCCAACGGCAUUUCCAUGACAAUGCCAGAGGAGUAUCAGGUGAAACUGGUGCGAUCUAUGCCUGGACUGGAGAAUGUCACACUCUUACAGACAGGAUAUGGUGUAGAGUACGACUAUAUGGACCCGCGACAGUUGAAGUCUUCUCUUGAAACGCUGAUUGUUCACAGUCUUUUCUUCGCCGGCCAGAUAAACGGCACUACUGGCUACGAAGAGGCUGCUGCCCAGGGGAUCGUGGCCGGCAUCAACGCUGCGUGCAAGGUGCUGGGUAAACCGCCUCUCAUCAUCGACCGCACGCAGGGCUACAUCGGCGUUCUCAUCGACGACCUGACGACGCAGGGCACGAGCGAGCCAUACCGCAUGUUUACCAGUAGGGCGGAGUUCCGGCUGUCACUUCGUCCGGACAAUGCCGAUGCCAGGCUGACUGAAAUCGGUUACCACAUUGGUUGUGUAAGCCAGACACGGUAUGAACGAGCGAUGGCAACUAAGGCAGCUUUGGAGGAGAAUCUCGAGCUCAUGAAGUCAAUUUCUAAACCGGUCUGGGCAUGGCGUCAAAAGCUGGGACUAGCAGACAACAACAACAGUAUUCAAAAGAGGGCGCUUGAUGUUUUGUGUCACCCUGAGGUCACGAUGGUCAAGAUGGUAGAAACGUUUCCUGACCUAUUGGGACAUCUAAAAGGUCAAACAAAAUUGAUGGAGAAACUCGAGACAGAAGCCAAAUAUCACAAUGAACUCCAAGAACAACUCGAGGAAGUUGAAGAGGUGAGAAAGGAGGAGCAACUCCAGCUGCCAGACGACCUGGACUACUACAGUUUGAAUAUGUCUUCUGACGCCAAGGCGAAACUCAGCGAAGCCAGACCAUCCUCGAUCGCCGCCGCCAGCAGGGUGCCGGGUAUCACACCAGCCGCUAUCGUCAUCCUCCUGCGUCACGUAAAGAACCGGGGUAGGCAGGGGGUACCUCCUGUCAUGCCUCCAGCUCUUGUCUAGCGCCACUUGCUACACUCACCCCUCCCCCGACUCCACCCCACUCCCUGCAUCACCACACUCUCCAUUGUUUCCCCGCCCUCACCUAUUAUUCGCUAGUGCAUUUGGUUUGUUUGUGAUGUGCGCGAUUCUCAGUGCUGUCGGUAAAACAGUCUUCGUAGCUGUACAUAUUAAAUGUUAAAAACAAAAAACAAAAAAGCAGAGAGAGAGAGAGGAAUCAUGACCAUGACGAGACCCUUGCAUUAUAAAGAUUGUAUUGCUGGCAUGCGUGAUUGUUUAUGUUUGUGUUUAGAGAACAACAAUUGCGGCGAGUGCAAUAUUAUGCUGCAUCCUGUCAGUUUGAAUACUCGGGAAUUAUUUUACGGAUAAACAGGAUAAGCACUCUUA
Pomacea canaliculata is the source of this 2468-nucleotide messenger RNA. Its product is annotated as protein MTO1 homolog, mitochondrial-like. Bases 3 to 2084 code for a protein of 693 amino acids. NCBI's taxonomy places the organism in Eukaryota, Metazoa, Mollusca, Gastropoda, Architaenioglossa, Ampullariidae. The transcript is spliced from 17 exons. Gene Ontology annotation, biological process: tRNA methylation; tRNA wobble uridine modification. The record is from RefSeq and is a predicted model, not a curated record. Gene Ontology annotation, cellular component: cytosol. Gene Ontology annotation, molecular function: flavin adenine dinucleotide binding.